AUGUUGGAAAUACAGUGCUCUGGCAGCCCUUUCGAAAUUGGCUUUACCCAUGGCCAUGCAGCGAGGGACCAAGUGCGUGGUUCCAUAGCCUUUUACAAGGAUUUAUUCCAAGUAAAGUGCUCCAUGGGCUGGGAGCAGGUGACGGCCGAGGCCAACAAAUACGUCGAGCCGCUGGAGAAGACAUGCAGCCGGUACAUCGAAGAGAUUCGAGGUCUCGCCGAGGGCGUGGGCAGCCCCGUCAGCUUCCUUGACAUCCUGGCCCUGAAUGUGCGCACCGAGAUCAUGUUCGGCCUCUUCACCGACCCGCAGACUCCCCAGCACGCUGACGUGCCCAGUGAUGGCUGCACGAGCCUCAGCUGGGUCGAUGGCUCGGGGACGUCGUUCCUCGCGCAGAACUGGGACUGGCAAAAGGGUCAAGGCCGUAACCUGAUUGUGUGCCAUAUCAACCCAAAGCCUGGAUCCGGCAUCCCUAACCUUGCCAUGGUGACGGAGGCCGGCAUCAUUGGCAAGAUCGGCCUGAACACGCGUGGGGUCGGAUGUUGUCUCAACGCCAUCCGCGCACGUGGUGUCGACCGCACGAAACUGCCUGUGCACUUCGCCCUGAGAACUAUCCUGGAGUCUGCCUCGAGGGAGGAAGCGGUUGGCAGGCUCGAGGCCUCUGGGAUUGCGGGCAGUGCGCAUAUUUUACUCGGUGACGAGUCUGGCGCUGUCGGGCUGGAGUGUACACCGUUUGGAACCAGAGAGAUCCCCAUGGACCUACAGGGGCGAGUUUUCCACACAAAUCACCUGGUCCUCGAGCAUGCUGGUGUGGAUGAGCCGCCGUGGCUGGACGAUUCGCUCAAGCGUCUCGCCCGUAUCAAGACGCUGGCGGACGCCACCCUCUUUCCUGGGGCAGGAAUCCAAGAGAUUCUUGGGAUGCUCAAGGACGAAGAGAACUGUCCUUGCUCAAUUAAUAGAAGACAGUUGGAUGUAAGCACUUUUGAAACGCUGUUUAGCAUCGUUAUGGAUCUUACAAAGAGAGAGGCGCUGGUCAAGCUUGGUCGCCCCUCGGAAAGUGGUGAUGAGAUUCGGCUAGUUUUGUAA
This is a messenger RNA of Cryphonectria parasitica EP155, 1083 nucleotides long. Its product is annotated as AAT-domain-containing protein. Bases 1 to 1083 code for a protein of 360 amino acids. The record is from RefSeq and is a predicted model, not a curated record. The transcript is spliced from 2 exons. NCBI's taxonomy places the organism in Eukaryota, Fungi, Ascomycota, Sordariomycetes, Diaporthales, Cryphonectriaceae.